Anthostomella pinea is the source of this 1308-nucleotide messenger RNA. Lineage: Eukaryota; Fungi; Ascomycota; Sordariomycetes; Xylariales; Xylariaceae. The record is from the annotation of a GenBank genome assembly.
AUGGACGUCACGCAUCUCAAUGGCCCUACUAACGGCCACCUAGACGGUCACUUGAAUGGCUACACCAAUGGUCAUCCCAAUGGCUACACCAAUGCUCGCUCCAAUGGCUACACCAAUGGCCACUCCAACGGCUACACCAAUGGUCAUUCCAAUGACUACACCAAUGAUCAAGCAAAUGGCCAUGGGAAUGGUCGAGCGGACCGUGUACCCAGUCGAGAUGCUACGAGCUUCAGGAACCCAUCGCUGCAAGUAACUGAGGACCACAAUAUCAAAAUGGUUGACGCUCCUAUCCAGGAGCCAGGGAAAGGCGAGGUGACGUUGCAGAUCAAGUGCUCAGGAAUCUGCGGAUCAGACAUGCACCUGUGGAAAUCAGGGCGCAUCGGCUCUCUCGAAGUCAAAGGGGACUGUAUCUUGGGGCAUGAAGCUGCUGGUAUCGUCCUCAAGUGCGGUGAAGGUGUCACCGAUCUCAAACCAGGGGAUAGAGUUGGUGUCGAGCCCCAAGUGCCGUGCGAGAGGUGUUUCCUGUGCAGGGAAGGCCGGUAUAAUCUCUGCGAAGAUGUCGAAUUCUCUGGAAUAUGGCCUGAUGCUGGGACGAUUCAGCGGUAUAAAGUCCACCCAGCGAAGUGGCUGUAUAAAAUCCCAAACCACCUGUCAUAUUCCGAGGGCGCGCUGCUUGAGCCUCUCAGUGUGAUAUUACAUGGCAUCAGCGGGGCAGGAGUCCGGCUGGGAAGACCUGCUCUCAUAUGCGGCGCUGGUCCCAUCGGCCUGGUCGCGUUGGCUGCGGCUCGAGCAUCCGGAGCUCACCCUCUCGUCAUCACGGAUAUUGACCCACGGCGCCUCGAGUUCGCCAAGGACUUUGUUCCGCGGUGUGAGACAUACCAGGUCAGCACGAAGCUCAGCGCCGAAGAGAAUGCCAGGCAGAUCAGAAAGUUGUACGGAGACGACGAAUAUUCGGCGCCUGUGUCGGUGAUCGAGUGUACCGGUGUUGAGAGCAGCGUCUGUACAGCAGCUUUCACUGUCCGAAGAGGAGGCACUGUCAUGGUAAUUGGCGUCGGUAGACCCGUCAUGAACAAUAUCCCGUUCAUGCAUCUGUCGUUGGCAGAGAUUAACCUCAAAUUCAUCAACCGAUACAGAGACACAUGGCCUGCUGCGAUCCAGUGUCUUAGCGGCGGGAUCCUAGAUCUGAACAAGCUGGUGACGCACAGGUUUCCGCUCGAGGAGGCUCUAGAUGCCUUUGAGCUGUGCGCUGAUGUCAAGAGCCUCAGCAUCAAGGUUCACAUCGUCGAUGAUGUCGAUGCCGUCCUGUGA